AUGAAGAUUCACGAUGGACCUCUAGACGUUCGGGAGUGCGUGUCCAAUUCGGAAUUUGUGGGAUACUCGGGUUUCCAGAACGCCAUUGGUGAGAAAAAGGAGAUGGAAAAAACAACCAAGAUGCAGACAGUUCGCGUGGUAGCGUUGAUGGUAGCGCUAGAAGACCGGAUGCGAAUGGGGAACUGCGCAGUACGGAUGAGACUAUUGUGGGAGCGUAUCUGCAGGAGUUACAUUAGUUGCUCGUUGAUGUAA
This is a messenger RNA of Alternaria burnsii, 252 nucleotides long. RefSeq lists its product as uncharacterized. The transcript has a single exon. Lineage: Eukaryota; Fungi; Ascomycota; Dothideomycetes; Pleosporales; Pleosporaceae. Bases 1 to 252 code for a protein of 83 amino acids. The record is from RefSeq and is a predicted model, not a curated record.